Molecule: messenger RNA, 2290 nt
Organism: Arachis duranensis
Lineage: Eukaryota; Viridiplantae; Streptophyta; Magnoliopsida; Fabales; Fabaceae
Exons: 10
Coding region: 1-1812 (603 amino acids)
Biological process (GO): proteolysis
Molecular function (GO): serine-type endopeptidase activity
Source: RefSeq, a predicted model, not a curated record
AUGGAUAGCAGUGAUGCUAGUGUGUCAGGCUUUCGCGACAGAAAUGUUGAAUACGAAAACCGCCUGAAACUCGUGGGAAAAAGAAAAGUGUUAAGGAAACACCAGAAGGAAGUACUUCCUGAGAAGCCUUCCAUUUGCACCGCCGACGAGCUUCACUAUGUGUCCGUGUCCAAUUCCGAUUGGAGGCUGGCACUGUGGCGGUACCAUCCUUCUCCUCAGGCACCUCGAAGGAAUCACCCUCUGUUACUGUUGUCGGGAGUUGGCACUAACGCCAUUGGAUAUGACCUUUCUCCUGGGUCAUCAUUUGCACGCUACAUGUCUGGUCAGGGUUUUGAAACCUGGAUCCUUGAAUUACGAGGAGCUGGUUUGAGUGUCAAUGGUUCAAAUUCCAAAGAUAUUCAAAAGUCUUCCCAAGCAAUAUCUGACAGGAUGGAAGCUACUUCAGAAAGUGCAUCUAACUCGAAUGGAGUUGUGGCCUCAGAAAAAGAGUUGAAUAACAUUUUAGAUGCAAUAUCUGACAAGAUGGAAUCUGCUUCGAAGAGUGCGUCGAAGUCAAAUGGUGCUGUGGCUUCAGAAAAAGAAUUGAAUAACAAUUCAGAAGCAAUAUCUGAAUCUGACACUUCUUCCUCCCUGGAAGUAGAAACUGGCAAUGGUGCAGUCAGUGAAGAACUUACUAGGUUAGCUACUGUUUGGGAUGAAUCAAAAUUGGUUGCAAGGUUGACAGAGACUUUUAUGCGUUUGUCUGAAAGAGUAUCUGGGUUUCUUAGUGAUAACCAAUCUAAGAUAAUGUCUACCAAAUUACUUGAUCAAAUAUCAAAACUUUUGGUUGAUUCUCCAUUAUAUGAACGAUUCAAUGAGAUAAGAGGAAAGCUUUCAGCUUUGUUGGAAACAGGGCAAAACUCUGGUAUUACUAAUCAAAUAAUUGAUCUGAGUCAAAAGCUAGUAAAAAUUAUUGAGGAAAGCCAGCUCUCUGUUUCUCCUCCGUUAUUUGAUCUACAAGCACGCUUCACUUCUACCAUAGAAGAUUUUCAAAGGCAACUUGAUUUGAUGGUGAAGUAUGAUUGGGACUUCGAUCAUUACUUGGAAGAAGAUGUUCCUGCUGCGAUAGAAUACAUAAUGAAUGAAAGCAAGCCAAAAGAUGGUAAAUUGCUUGCAAUUGGACACUCCAUGGGUGGUAUCUUGCUGUACUCGAUGCUGUCACGGUUUGCUUGUGAAGAAAAAGAAUCCAGAUUAGCUGCAGUGGUUACACUAGCAUCAUCUUUAGACUACACGUCGUCCAAAUCAACUCUAAAGUUGCUCUUACCCCUUGCAGAUCCUGCACAGGCUCUGAAUGUCCCUGUUGUUCCCUUGGGAGCAAUGUUGGCUGCAGCUUAUCCUCUUUCAUCUCGUCCACCAUAUGUGUUAUCAUGGUUAAAUACUUUGAUUUCUGCUGAGGACAUGAUGGAUGCAGAUUUGUUAAAAAGGCUGGUCUUAAAUAACUUCUGUACUAUACCAGCAAAACUUAUCUUGCAACUCACAACAGCAUUUAGAGAGCGUGGGUUAUGUAACAGGAAUGGGACCUUUUUCUACAAGGAUCAUAUACACAAAAGCAAUGUCCCUAUCUUAGCUAUUGCUGGAGACCGAGAUAUGAUUUGUCCACCUGAAGCUGUGGAAGAAACUGUUAAGCUGAUUCCUGAUCACCUGGUUACCUAUAAACUUUUUGGCGAGCCUGAAGGUCCACAUUAUGCUCAUUAUGACUUGGUUGGAGGAAGAAUGGCGGUGGAGCAGGUUUAUCCAUGCAUAAUUGAAUUUCUGAGUAGUCACGACAAGUGAUUUACACCAUCAAUUUCAUCAAAUGCAUUGUUCUUUGACCAUGCUUGAUUACUAAAUCCCAAAGAGGCAUAGUAUAUCUUUUCUCAUGUGCCUUUUGCACAUCCAUUUGGAGCUUAUGCUUACACAUGUGGGUGUGGAUGUUACUCGCAGCAUCACUAUGUAUAUGUUACCGUACAUAGUCUAUACAAGAAAGUUGAGAGUUUAAGUUUAUAGAUCCUUUUGUGCUUUGAAGUUUUCCAAGGGUAGAGUGAUAGGAAUUAUAUACUUUUAAGAUGAAUCUGUAAGAACAUAGUAUUUGCUUGCGGCAUAGUCCCUGAUAUCUGAAUUGCUGUAAAAGUUGUGUAAAUACCAUGCCCUGCUCAAGUUUCUUCAAUGAAUUUGGACCAAGCCAACUGGUCAGGUUUUGGUAAGACUCACUUAUCGAUGUAAUUCUUUCCUUUUUCGAAUAAUAAAAAAAAGAAAAUGUUUUAUUUGUUCA